Messenger RNA from Cygnus atratus (black swan), 2536 nucleotides. It is a transcript of the gene APBB1, whose product is annotated as amyloid beta precursor protein binding family B member 1. The transcript has 15 exons. Bases 116 to 2110 code for a protein of 664 amino acids. Gene Ontology annotation, molecular function: transcription factor binding; amyloid-beta binding. The record is from RefSeq and is a predicted model, not a curated record. NCBI's taxonomy places the organism in Eukaryota, Metazoa, Chordata, Aves, Anseriformes, Anatidae. Gene Ontology annotation, cellular component: cytoplasm; nucleus. Gene Ontology annotation, biological process: regulation of DNA-templated transcription.
GGAAGCGGAAGCCGACCCCCCCGCCCCCCGGCAGCGGAGCCGCCGCAGGCCCCAUGGACACGGCGGAGCUGGCGCCCCGGGGGCUGUAGGAGCCUCCGCCACCACAGGCCCUGCGAUGUCGGGGUCCCUGAGCAAGCGCAGUGACCUGGCCAACGACAACAGCUGCCUGGGGCUGAGCCUGGCGCUGCAGGGCCCCCCCGAGCACGGGGAGCUGCUGCUGGCCAAGGCCCCCCCCGGCUCGCCCCAGGGCCACCACCUCCAUGGGAGCACGGAGCUGGGGGGCGGCGGGGGCCCGCCCCCCCCGGCCGGCGAGGAGCCCGCCAAUGCCAAGUGGGUGAAGGAGGGUCAGAACCAGCUGCGCCGGGCAGCCGAGCGGGACCAGAACCGCAACGAGCUGGGCCCCCCCCCCGAGGAGCUGGAGGUGGCCGCACGCAACGCCCGCAAUGCUGCCGGCAGGGGGGCCCUGCUCAUCGACCUGCGGGGUGCCCCCGAGGAGGAGGAGGAAGAGGAGGAGGAUGAUGACGGGGACGACGCGGAGGAUGGGGACGGGGACUCCACCCCGGUGCAGAGCGACCCCGCCACGGCCGAGUCAGAGCCCAGCGGGGAGCGGGCGCCGCGUGAGCAGGGCCGCAGCGCCAGCCGUCUCUUCGGGGCGCGCAGCGGCACUGCCAGCGACGAGGACUCCAGCUGGGCCACGCUCAGCCAGGGCAGCCCGGCCGGCAGCUCCCCCGACGACGCAGACUCCUUCUGGACCCGGAACUCCUUCGAGACGGACUCAGACCUGCCUGCGGGAUGGAUGCGGGUGCAGGACACCUCGGGCACCUACUACUGGCACAUCCCCACUGGCACCACGCAGUGGGAGCCCCCGGCAGGGCUUGCCCGCGGCUCCCAGGGCAGCACCCCCUGCGAGGAGCAGCCGCUCGCCUGGACGGGCUUCGCUCCGGCUGAACGCUUUGGCAAUGGCGAUUUCUGGAAGGACCCCACGGCAGAGGAGGCAGAUGGCGAGCCUGGAGUGCAGGACGCGGAGCCACUGGCACCAGACCCGGCCUCGCCGGGCAUCAGUGCGGUCCUGGCUGAGGAGGACGAGCCGGGCUCCAAGAGCUUCCCUGUGCGCUCGCUGGGCUGGGUGGAGAUGAGCGAGGAGGAGUUGGCGCCUGGGAGGAGCAGCGUUGCCGUCAACAACUGCAUCCGCCAGCUGUCCCUGCACCAGCAUGGAGCGCCGGGUGCCUGGGGGGGGGGCCGGGCCAUGCUGCUGCUCCUGCAGAGCCAGACGCUGAAGCUGGUGGACCCGCAGGACCAGACCCUGCUGCACGCACAGCCCGUGGCCAGCAUCCGUGUCUGGGGCGUGGGGCGUGACAGUGGCAGGGACUUUGCCUACGUGGCCCGGGACCAGCUGACGCAGAUGCUCAAGUGCCAUGUCUUCCGCUGCGAGAGCCCCGCCAAGGACAUCGCCACCAGCCUGCAUGAGGUCUGCUCCCAGAUCAUGGUGGAGCGGCGAAGCACCCGGGCGCUGGCUAACGGCCUCUCCAUGGACUCCUCCAGGAUGGUGGAGAUCCCCUUCCAGGUGGAGUUCCCGGUGCCCAAGAGCGAGGUGGUGCAGAAGUUCCCGGUCUGCUACCUGGGCUGCGUACCUGUCACAAAGCCCGUGGGCAUGGAUGUCAUCAACGCGGCGCUGGAGGCGGCGCUGGCCACCAGCAGCAAAGAGCAUUGGACCCCCAUUGUGGUCAACGUGGCACCUGCCACGCUCACCAUCACCCAUGAGCAGACGGAGGCGGUGCUGUGCGAGUGCCGUGUGCGGUUCCUCUCCUUCAUGGGCGUGGGCCGGGACGUCCGCUCCUUCGCCUUCAUCAUGGCCAGCGCCCCCGGCGCCUUCUGCUGCCACAUGGUCUGGUGUGAGCCCAACGCGGCAGGGCUGAGCGAGGCGCUGCAGGCUGCCUGCAUGCUGCGCUACCAGAAGUGCUUGGACGCCCGGCCCCAGGCCUCCAGCUCCUGCCUGCCCGCGCCGCCUGCUGACUCAGUGGCCCGCCGGGUGGGCUCCACCGUCCGCAAGGGCGUGCAGACCCUGCUGGGCAGCCUGAAGCCGAAGCGCAUGGGGGCACAGACGCCGUGAUCAGAGCAGAGGGGAGUGACCAGACCCCUGCCCGCCCCAUGCUCCUGCCUGCUGCAACCAGGACGGGACUGGGACGGGGCAGCUGCACCGGGUGCCGUGGGGCACAUGCCUGCGCCGGGGCACGUGUGUGUGUGUGAGUGUCCCUGGGCGGGUGGCAGCAGCGUCCCACGUGUGGGUCCCUGUGCUCGUGCGUGCCUGCAGGGUGGCAGGGCCGGGCCCGGGGCCCUGUCCCGUGCACAGGGUGGCCUCACCGCCUCCUGGGACGGGCGCUGCCCAGCCAGGGCGCAGGCUGCCUGCCCGAUGCAUGCGGUCUAACCUGCAGUGCGGGGGCCCUGCCAGGGCUGCCCAGCUCUGGAGCUGCCCCUCCUGCUGUAACAAAGAUCUGUGUUGUACUAAAUAAUUAAUAAACCCAUUCCACCAGCCCGG